AGAAAAGAUUGCGAUCACGCUAUUCACGUUAUUUUCCCUCCUUUUUCUCUCCAACCAAAAACACCUGUUCAGUUCUUCAUUCCCCAGAACACAACCACCUUCUAAGUUUUCUUCGAUUCUUUCACAUCAAAUGCGAAUCACGCUAUACAUAUACAUAAUAUAAUGCGCGGUUAGGUUUGUUUACAUAUUUUCUCCAAUGGAGAAAAUCACAAGGGAAUUGGAGGCGGCGGAGUUGUCGAAACAGAACCUGCGCAAAACGCUUGACCAAAUCCACGACUGCUCUUCCUCAGUCCUUUUGCUCUCACUCCAAUGGAAGGACCUAGAGAACCACUUCGAAACCACGCGCCGCUUUCUCCUGGAACGGGCUCAGGAGCUCGAGUCGAAGGAGGAGGAAUCCGGUGCUUUUCGGGAGAAGGAGAAGCGGUUCGGAGAGCGCGUGAAGGAGUUCGAGCUGAAAGAUAUGAUAAUCGGCGAGAGGUUGAAGAAGUACGAUUUGAAAGAGAAGCGGUUCGGAGUUUGAAGCGAGGGAGAGGCAGUUUGCGAUGAAGGAGAUGAGAUUAGGCGAGAGAUUCGAAGAGUUUGGUGAGCGUUUGAAGAGGUUUGAGUUGAGAGAGAAACGGUACGAAGAGUUUGAGGUGAAGGAGAAGCAGUUUGGAGAGCGUUCGAAGAGAUUUGAGUUGAGAGAGAUUUCAAGGAGUUUGAUUCGAAAGAGAAGCGAUUCGCGGAGCUUGAGUUGAAAGAGAAGAAAUUGAAUGAGAGGUUCAAAGAGUUUGAUUUGAAAGAGAAGAGAUAUGGAGAGCGCGAUCGAGAGCUUGAAGCGAAAGAGAAGCGAUUAGGAGAGUGUUUGAAGAAAGUUGAGGAAUGGCAUAAAUUGCUUGAGUUGAAAGAAAAGAGAAUAAGAGAGAUCCGAAGAACUCGUGUUGAAUGAGAAGA
Quercus lobata is the source of this 933-nucleotide messenger RNA. RefSeq names its product FRIGIDA-like protein 5. Lineage: Eukaryota; Viridiplantae; Streptophyta; Magnoliopsida; Fagales; Fagaceae. The transcript has a single exon. The record is from RefSeq and is a predicted model, not a curated record. Bases 197 to 520 code for a protein of 107 amino acids.